CUGUGUUCUCUCAUUCUUUUGGAGUUAAGAGAACAUUUGAUGGGAGAAACGCUCCCAGGGGGCCCAGGAGGAGCCCGGCCCCGCAGUGAUAUUUUGAGGGGACCAGUGCAGACCCACAGGGUUAAGAUGGUUCUUCUGGGAAGCUCUGGUGUGGGAAAGUCCAGCCUGGCACUGCGAUUUGGCAAGGAUGAAUUCAGGAGUACAUCACCUACUAUAGGCUGUGCCUACCUGACUCGGGCCGUUUAUCUGAAGGAUGUCACUCUUCGCUUUGAGAUCUGGGACACGGCAGGGCAGGAAAAGUACCACAGCGUCACCCCGCUCUACUACAGAGGGGCCCACGCUGCACUCUUGGUCUAUGAUGUCAGCCAGAGGGAAACGUUUGUCAGAGCUCUAGUGUGGCUCAAAGAGCUUGAGAAACAGUACAUCCCAGGAUCUACUGUCAUAUGGCUGGUAGGCAACAAGGUGGAUCUGGCGCAGGGUCGACAAGUCUCAGUGCAGGAAGCACAGAGUCUGGCCAAUGAAAGGGGCCUAUUGUUUACAGAGACUUCAGCCCGGUCAGGGGAUCAGGUCUGUGAGCUGCUGCUAGCUGUUGCCCACAGUGUGCACGAGUGUAUUGGAGUGCAGCAGGGAGGUCUGUCAGAGUGGCAGGAGACGCCACACGUGGAUCUGCAUCGUAGAGACACGAUCAAUCCCUUUGUGACAUGCUGCAAAGUGUGACCCUAAGCUCUUUGACUAUCAGUUGUGUUGCUGCUUGUCUUUGUUUCUCUGUCUUUAUCAUUUUCAAGUUGUUCUAAGUCCCACACGGACAUCUGGUAUACAUAAAAACAUCUACAUUUUCAGAUGUUUUGCUUGAAGCUUAAAGCUGCUCACUACUAUUCAUGCAGGAUAAGUCCUUGACUUUUGUGUUGUGUUGUGUUCCAUUUGUUGGACUGAUUUCCUCAGUGUGUGUAGGACCAACCUCCUCAGUCUCUGUCUAUGCCAGAUGUUGAACUGAUACUGAUUAUCCUCAUUCAGGGUCUCAUGACUGUGAUCAAACCAAGCAGAGAUCCCCCCUAAGCAGAGUUCUGUUGAGUGAAGAUGCCAAAACUCCUUUUUUACACAAUAGCAAGGUUAACUAGAAAAUGUUGACUGUGUGGCUGCUACUGCCCGAAAACGUUGCAUAUAUUAACAGUUCUGAGACAGCUGUUUCAAUGAGGUUCAUUUAGGGUUAGUUUGGGGUUCAUUUGAGUA
Messenger RNA from Anoplopoma fimbria (sablefish), 1230 nucleotides. Its product is annotated as ras-related protein Rab-17-like. The record is from RefSeq and is a predicted model, not a curated record. The transcript is spliced from 5 exons. Gene Ontology annotation, cellular component: endosome. Lineage: Eukaryota; Metazoa; Chordata; Actinopteri; Perciformes; Anoplopomatidae. Gene Ontology annotation, molecular function: GTP binding; GTPase activity. Bases 40 to 717 code for a protein of 225 amino acids.